This is a messenger RNA of Caenorhabditis angaria, 843 nucleotides long. The record is from the annotation of a GenBank genome assembly. Lineage: Eukaryota; Metazoa; Nematoda; Chromadorea; Rhabditida; Rhabditidae.
AUGAGUGCACAAAAAGAGGACGAUGGUUAUGAGUUUUUUGUUCCGACUAAUGUGAGAUUUUCGGGGAAUUUUGCUGAAAAUUUGGAACUAGGGACAUUUUAAGCUAAAUUUUUAAUGGGAAUCACAAAUUCUGACUAAAAUUAGGAUUUAAAUGAUUUUUGAAAUAAAAAUUACGAUGUUUCAUCGAAUUUCUAGCAUUUUGACACUAAAAACUAGAAAUUUUACGAAAAUGAACAAAUAAACCAAGUUCACGUCAUUCUUGAAUAUCUUGAAGCAUUUUCUGCAUUUUCAACAAAAAUUCAAAUUUUACAGCUUGCCGCGCCUCCACCGCCCGGUCCGGAUCCAAUAGGUUCACCAAAAAAAUUAAAAAAUAAGAAAAAAUCGGCGUCGCGAUCAGAAUCCAAAUCAAAAUCCGCCAAAACGCCGAAAAACGGAGGAAAAGGUGGAAAAGACAAGAAAAAUUCGAAAUACGACAAAAAACCGAAGAAAAAUGGAAAAGAAGGCAAAAGUGAGAUGAAAAAUGUGAAGGACAAAGAAAUUUCACUAACUGGAGUCAAGAUUCAACUGGUUGUUAGUGUAUUGAUGUUUUUGAUUAGUGUGAUUUUGAUUGUUGCGGUGAGUUUUUUUUUGAACGUGGGAGGGGAGGGAUGAAAUUUGACUACGAGAAAAAUUGCGGCCAUUUUGACACCAAACACGCUGCGUUUUAGCGCUGAAAAUAAUAAAUAUUUUGAAUUUCGCGCGAAAAAAUCAAUCUGAAAUACCUCCAUUUAUCAAAAUCCAUAAUUUUUGCCACGUCAUAACCCAAAAUUCCGGAUUUUGUAGAUCCUGAUCGCUUCUGGAUAG